Aspergillus ochraceoroseus IBT 24754 is the source of this 186-nucleotide messenger RNA. RefSeq lists its product as uncharacterized. Bases 1 to 186 code for a protein of 61 amino acids. The record is from RefSeq and is a predicted model, not a curated record. The transcript has 2 exons. NCBI's taxonomy places the organism in Eukaryota, Fungi, Ascomycota, Eurotiomycetes, Eurotiales, Aspergillaceae.
AUGCCCAUGCUGUGGGGUGAGGUAGUCUCUCGAAUCGACCGGCGUCUCAAAGCUUCUCCGUCCCUCACACACGCCCUCCUCUUCCCUGUUGACCCUCCGCCCAGUCAUGUCUCUUUAAACCUACGGCUUCGUUACCAGGAACUGCCGGUAUACGCUGGUCCGCUGCGGGAGUUCGAAGUCACUUAG